Molecule: messenger RNA, 2057 nt
Organism: Gallus gallus (chicken)
Lineage: Eukaryota; Metazoa; Chordata; Aves; Galliformes; Phasianidae
Product: zinc finger CCCH domain-containing protein 11A-like
Exons: 6
Coding region: 1137-2042 (301 amino acids)
Source: RefSeq, a predicted model, not a curated record
UUGAAAUAUUCUCAGGUAGACCACACUCAGGAAAUCUCACUGAGAUCUUGUGGGCGUUACCAGCAGGCAGACAGAGCACCAACUCUUCUGCCUUUGCCCAGUUGGCUUCCCGAGAAGCAGGUGUCCGUCCUCAGAAGAGCCACAGGACUGACUUAGCUAAAAGCUUGCGGAUUUUCCCAAAGCUGAAAUCCUCCCAACUCCUGUGCACGUCCCAGCUGGAGGCAGCAAGGAGGUAAGGCCUCACUGGGGUCUGAUCGUGCAGCGCUAUGUGUGUAUCCAGGGUUCCCUUUCCCCAGUGCCGAAUCCAGCUCUUGCUCUUGUUAAACUUCAUGUGGCUGGAGACUGCCCAGCUCUCUAAUUUGUCCAGAUCUCUCAGCAGGGCUUUUCCACUCUUGACACAAGAGUCAGCAGCUCCUCCCAGUUUAGUACUCUCAGCAGAUUUGUUUUUAUUGUUAGUUUGUAAGAGGAAUUUCAUCACAACUCUGGUUGGAUACUGGAACUUAUCCACACCUAACACGUCAUGUACUUGGAAAAAAAAGGAAAAAAGAAAAAAAACCACAAAAAACCAACGUGGCUUAAUAAGGGGGAGUAGGUAAGGCCUCACUGGGGUCUGAUCGUGCAGUGCCAGAGUGAGAGGGUGACCCGACCUGGCUGCACAGGGGUCACCUGCAUUUCUCCUCUGGUCAGCUUAAAAUGACACGCUUGGGUGUUCUCUGUGUUUCUUUCUUCAAACUGGGACCGAGUAGGCGUGUCUUUCCUCCGUUUAUGAUGAAAGCACGGAAGGGAUGCAUACGGUUGCUUGGGUCACAAUCGUUGGCUGGAAUGGGAAGGCCUGGCCUACAGCUUGUUACCAGUCCUGGUGCUCUGCCGUGCGUGCUGCACUCGCAGACUGAGCUCUGGGCCUUCCUUUGCAGAGAUAACGCUGCGAGGUCACGUCAGAAGCAGCGCUGUGCUGUGGACGUGAGCUGGAUGCACCUUAGACUGAGCGGGCUGAACAGGGUUACUUUAUUUCCCUGAUCAAGCCAGGAGAAGGCUUCCAUUCCAAGAAGGAGCGAAGGCGGCUUUUUCCAGGAGUGGCAGCAGUCCCUGUGGAGAGAUCCUUGAGAACCUGAACUUGUUCUAGGAAUUUCUCCGGCAUGGCCAAUCAGGGAGAUGGUUCUUAUUCCCCUUCUCACUCCGCAUCUCGCAAGAUUCGAUUGAAUCGAUGUGGUGAGAUGUGGAGAAAACGGAAAGCCUCCGAAGCUGACGGGAGUGGCAUCGCGGUGAAGCGCAGCCUUGUUGAAAGUCUGGAUAAGAAGCUGGAGGUUGAUGAAGCACCAAAGAAUACUCCAGCGACACCAGAGAAGGCUGCUAAAUCUAUGGCAGAAAUCCACGUGGAAACACUGGAGGAAAUCCGCCAGGAGAAAGCGAAUCGACAAGGCGGAACUCCAGCUCGGCUCCCGGCUGCAGGGCAGUGUGACACGGAAGAGCAAGGCAGAGAGACAAGACCUUCCCAGGCAGUUUGCAUCUCAGCUUUCUCCCAAGCCCAGCCUCUAAGAAAACGUAGGCAGUCAGAAGAAGGGAAGCCAAAUGCAGAUGAGUUGCCUACCAAGAGAAGGCUUCUGGGUGAAAACAAGAUACAGAGCAUCCUCACUCCAUCUGUUGCUGGCCAAGUGAAGUUGGAAGAGCCAGUGCAAAAAGUCAAGCCUUUAGAAGAAAUCCAUAUUAAAACCCUGGAAGAAAUCAGGAGGGAGAAAGCUCUGCAGAUUCAACAGAGGGACGAAAGCGUGCCAGCUCCUCCAGCACCACCUGCACCUGCCCCAGCACGGAGGAGAUUGAUCAGGAUCCCAAAGCUAAGAGCACCCGCAAAAGAAGAAAUGACACACGUGGAAUCCAGCACAUCUGUUCCUGAAGCUGUCUGUGCACCUGCACGGAAGCGCAAGGCAGCUGAGAUGGGUCGCUGUGCUGUGAGUGCCACCGCUGCUGGCACGGAGGAGCCUCCAGCUAAACGUGCAGCUGUGGUAAGGACCGUGGCUGAAGCUGUCGUGGAUCCCCAGUCGUAGUGAUAGGGAAGCUUG